Hibiscus syriacus is the source of this 1180-nucleotide messenger RNA. Its product is annotated as protein FATTY ACID EXPORT 3, chloroplastic-like. Gene Ontology annotation, cellular component: membrane. Lineage: Eukaryota; Viridiplantae; Streptophyta; Magnoliopsida; Malvales; Malvaceae. Bases 75 to 1037 code for a protein of 320 amino acids. The transcript has 8 exons. The record is from RefSeq and is a predicted model, not a curated record.
UUCUCGUACAUUUCGCCCAAUCCUUGGUUACUCUUCUCCUUUUGUCGCCAAUAAAAUUUUGGUGAUACUGGGAAAUGUUAUCAAUCAAAAGCCCUAACCCUAGCUCCGCCUUGGGGCCAUUGAAGAGACUGAGCACUUGUGCUUUUGCUUCUCCAAUGGCACUCUGUUUGCCGCCUUCCUUACGACUCAGACCGCCUUCUAACAGAGUCUCUCUCGCCGCUCCCAAUCAAUUCGCAGUCGGUUUUCGCUCAUUCCAUUUACGACUUCCCUUAAAACAAUCCGUCGUCGCUUUUGCAGCUUCCCACGAGGAAUCAAAGCAUUCAGAACUAGAAGUAGAGACAGAAAAGGAUGGAGUGAGGAGCGAAGAAGAAUCAAAUGAAGCAUGGAAGCAGGCUUUAGAGGCAUUCAAAGAACAAGCUUUGAAGAUGCAACACGUAUCCAUGGAAGCUUACGAAAUUCACUCCAAGAAAGCUUUGAUCACUCUGAAAGAAACUUCGGAGCAGCUCAAGAUUCAAGCCGAAAAUGCCAGAAACGAUUUGACUGAAAUAGUCAAAGAAAUGGGUGAAGAAAGCAAAGAGUACCUCUCAACGGCAGCCGAGAAUUCCCCUCCCGAGGUCAAAGAAAUGGUCGAAACAUUCUCUUCCUCCACCGACGACUUCAACGACGUUUCCAAAGUUCUCGACUUUCACGUUGGAAUACCUUACGGUUUUUUUCUUUCAGUUGGGGGAUUCCUUUCUUUCAUGGUAACGGGAAGCAUACCUGCCAUUAGGUUUGGUAUCAUUCUAGGUGGAGCUCUUUUGGCAUCAAGUGUAUUAAGCUUAAAAUCAUAUCAAAGAGGAGAGUCUUCUCCUCUUGCCACCAAAGGACAAGCAGUGAUAUCAUCUAUAUUAUUCUUGAGGGAGUUGAUCUUGCUGGUUCGGAGAUCAAAUCUGUGUACCUUUCUCACAACCUUAAUCAGCGGUGCGGUGGUGGCAUUUUAUAUUUUUAAGCUUAUAUCAAAGGACAAACCACGCAUGGAACCUGGGACUGAAAAUUGAUUUGCUAUUUUGAGCGUAGGUUCUCAUUCUCUAAGUACACUUGAUAUGUUUCGGGAGAACUACUCUGUGUGAGGCAUCCUUCCUCUCCAUGCACCCACCCAACCUCUGUUUCUGUGAAUAGAUGUCAAAUCUCUCUCAGGAAG